AUGGAAAUUUCCAAAGUGAGUAUUAAUUCCAUUAUGCAACAAAGAUCUGAUACUAAUACUUCUCAAGAUAACUCAAUAACUUUUGAUGAUUUACAAUUCUUAGAUUCAUCUAUACUAAAAGACAUUGGAAUUCAUAAAAUAGGUGAUCGAUUAAAAUUAGAUAUUGGUAUUAAAUCAAUAAAAAAUUCAAAUUUAAUAAAUUUAAUAAAACCUGAUGAAAUAUUUAAUGAAAUUAUAUCGAAAAAUCCACCAAAAAGAUCAAUUUCAAUACCAACUUUAAUUUCAAAUAAUCAUAAUUCUGAAUUUAAAUUAGAUCCACCUCCUUUAAAAAAUGAAAAAUCCCUUGUUUCAUUCAUUUUACAAAAUGGUAGUACAGUUAAAAUUAAUGUUAGUGGUUGUUUUAAUGCAAUUUCAAUAAAGAAAAAAUUAAUUAAAUUCUUAGAUUUACCAAACAAGACACCAAGUUUUUAUGAUUCUUAUUUAACUGAUAUAAAUGGUAAUUUACAUUUAUUAUUUGAUGUUGAAUUAGUUACAAUAUGUCAUUCAAAUGAUCGUAUUGAAAAAUCAAGAAUAUUAUUUUGUCCAAAAAAUGAAACUCCCUCGUCAGAUGCUAUAGAAGUUUCCAAGAGAUAUAUAUCUCGUGAACCUAAAAAUUUGGAUAAAUUUGAAUCCCUUGAGGUUGAUCAAUCACAAGAUAAACAAUUUAGAAGUAUUUUUGGACAAAGACCUUCAAGUCAAUUAAUUUCAACAAAUAUUUCACAAUAUUUCCCUGAAACUAAUCAAACUAAAUUACAACAAACUAUAAGGAAUUCUGUUAGAUAUUCUAUAAGAAUGUCCACAAUAGGAGGUGGUGGCGGUCAAAGAAAAUCUACAGUGGGGGAUAUACUUGUUGGUAAUAAUAAUCAAAUUGAUCGUGCAAGAUUUUCAACCCUUGGUGGCUCAAAUUCAAAUAUUGGAACUAUGGAUUCCCUUAAUUUACAAUCUUCAAUGGAUAAACCAAAACAAAGAUUUUCAUUAGCAAGUUCUAUAGAUAGUGAUCGUACUUCUAAAAUUGAAUUAUUUAAUCCAGAUUCUGAUAGUGAUGAAGAUGAUCAAGAUUCAACACAUCCAGAUUAUAUAACUCAAACUUUAAAUAAUGUUGAUUUAUCAUCAGGUCCAACAAAUUGGUUAAAAGGUGCAAGAAUUGGGUCUGGUAGUUUUGGUACUGUUUAUUUGGGUAUGAAUUCAAUGACUGGUGAAUUAAUGGCUGUUAAACAAGUUGAAUUAAGACCAAUUUUAUCAGAUGAAUCACAAAGUGGUGGUGGUAAUGGUGGUAAUGGACAGAAUAAUGGACAAAAUAAUGAUAAUGAACUUCAUCAAAAAGUUAUUGAAGCUUUACAACAUGAAAUGACAUUAUUAAAAGAAUUACAUCAUGAAAAUAUUGUUACUUACUUGGGUUCAAGUUCUGAUGAUGUUCACCUAAAUAUUUUUUUGGAAUAUGUUCCUGGUGGAUCCCUAAAUACAAUGUUGACAAAUUAUGGACCAUUUGAAGAACCAUUAAUUAGAAAUUUUACAAGACAAAUCCUAAUAGGUAUAAAUUAUUUACAUUCUAAAAAUAUUAUACAUAGAGAUAUAAAAGGUGCAAAUAUCCUAAUUGAUAUAAAAGGUGAAGUUAAAAUAUCAGAUUUUGGUAUUUCUAAAAAAUUAAAUCCAUCAAAUAAUAACAUUGCUAAAAGAGCUUCAUUACAAGGUUCAGUUUAUUGGAUGGCACCCGAGGUGGUGAAACAAAUAGCAACAACUUCCAAAGCAGAUAUUUGGUCAGUUGGUUGUUUAAUUGUAGAGAUGUUUACAGGUAAACAUCCAUUCCCAAAUUUUAGUCAAAUGCAAGCAAUUUUUAAAAUUGGUACUCAUAAUACUCCAGAGAUUCCCAAAUGGUGUACCCAAGAGGCUAGGGAUUUUCAAGAACAAUGUUUUAUAUUGGAUUAUACCAAAAGACCUGGUGCUUCUGAGUUAUUGAAUCAUAAGUUUUUAACUUCUUUGAUUGGAAAGUGA
Molecule: messenger RNA, 2031 nt
Organism: Hansenula ciferrii
Lineage: Eukaryota; Fungi; Ascomycota; Saccharomycetes; Phaffomycetales; Wickerhamomycetaceae
Gene: STE11
Product: mitogen-activated protein kinase kinase kinase STE11
Exons: 1
Coding region: 1-2031 (676 amino acids)
Biological process (GO): protein phosphorylation
Molecular function (GO): ATP binding; protein kinase activity
Source: RefSeq, a predicted model, not a curated record